This is a messenger RNA of Mya arenaria, 1919 nucleotides long. RefSeq lists its product as uncharacterized. The record is from RefSeq and is a predicted model, not a curated record. Lineage: Eukaryota; Metazoa; Mollusca; Bivalvia; Myida; Myidae. The transcript has 4 exons. The coding region runs from base 61 to 651 and encodes 196 amino acids.
GUAACGACACUUUCUUCGUGAGUUCGUAAGGACGACAAAAUUACAAAACUUGGACUAAAAAUGUUCUCUCGAUUUCCAAUUGAAGACGCGCCGAGCGCAAUUAGAUCAUCAUCAGCGAAACGCACCAAGCUGCUGGUCCAUAUCUCGGCAUGGGCCACAAGAAUACUUGCCCUUUUAAGCAUCAUCUUCGCUGUCGUUUCCUUUACGAUGUUACAUGAUGUCUGGUUUGGAGCUGUUAUGUGUGUCACAGCAGCAUUCAGCAUUUUGAGUCCAUUAAACUUUAACGCUUGCUGUUAUUCGGAUUGUUCGGGAAAUACAACAUUUGUAAAGCGAUGCGGACUAGUCAGUGUAUUCGUUUGGAUGUUUCUGACCGACAUGGCUUACAUGCUCGUGUUUGCAACUAGCUGGGGUAUAUGGCUAGUCAGCUACGACGUAAAAGAUUUGCUGAACACAGUAUUUGCGUUUGCUUUAAUCAUUAACAUCGUCCUGACCUUCUUCAAUCUCUACUCGAUUUGUCUCGUUUACAAGUAUGGCUGUUGUUUUAUGGAUGGUGUUGACAGGGAGUGUCGACAGCAAAGCGUUGACGUGAUGGAUGAGAACAACUCACAGUUAAGCACGAAAGGAGAAGGUGUUCCAGUUGUUCCAGAGUGACUGCAGUUUCAGCGAGCCUUCCUAUCCCACAUUGUAUGCCUAUGUAAGACCGGACGCAAGUCAAAACGAAGCUCCCCCCAGUUACCCUUUAAACGACAAACAUUUCUGCUUGAGUUGCACAUAUACGGACACCAUUUUAGUGCUGUAAAUGAUCAACUUUUUUGAAUGGUUAUUUGAUAAUGUUAGGUGUGACCUUUUAGGGUUUUCUUGAUUUGAGUAUAAGGAUCCGUUUUGUUGAGGGUGGUUUUCGAUAUUGUCCUAGAUACCAUUAGCAGUUAUGUAUAAUCCCUGGGUAAACUAAACAACACAAAUAUGUUCAUCAAUUCUCUGUAUUCUGUUCAAAUUUAUUAAACGUCAACAAUGCUCCUAUAAAUCCAAGUUGAACGCUCUGAAAAGAUAAAUAAUAACAAUCAUAAGCAUUACAUAUGAUUAAUAAUCUAUUUCAUAACUGUCUUUACAUUCUAAUCUAUUUUAUAAUUCAAUCGUGUGCAAUGACAGGUUAAAUUGAACCGCUUACACACACAAACAUGACAUAUUAUCACAAAAAAACAAUGUACAUCACACAAAACAUCACAUCAACAAUGAUCUUACCAAUUGAAUCUUUCAAGGUGUCCGUUUUAUUUCCAUGCUAAUUAUCAAGUGUAAACCAAACCAACAUGUGAAAGUUAUGGAAAUAUGCUAAUUGUUCCAAGUUUUAGUAUAAUGAUGCAUUUUUAUUAUGAAACUCAAUGAUCACACAGUUUUAAACCUUUUAUUUUAUAGGGCAGACUGUGUGUGAUGCGCAUAGUUUCAAACAAUGACUGCAUUGUAUUUUUGAAAAGUUUUUGCAUAAGGUGCUCUAAAUUGUAUUCCUCCGUCUGGAGACAGAGUUGAUAUCUUUGAUCAUUUUUUGUACUUGGGGUUUACCUAUAAGUUUGUUAUUAUUUGUUUUAUUGUUAAGUUUCCUAAAGUUAAUGCAUUCUUUGAUAAGAUUUACCUUUUUUUCUUUAUUAAGGAUUAUUGGGAUAAGAGUUAUGUUUGUAAACUGGUUUAAAACCCCAGUAUAUUUACAUUUUACUGACCUAACAAUCCUUGAUAAACAUACUUAGUUUUUUAUGUAUUGUAUGUAUGCACUGUUCGUCCAUGUUUCUUGUUUGUGUUUUGUGUUUUUAUGUUCUAUGUCUUUGGCCCUUACCAAGUGCCAUUAAACCGGGUUUAUGUUUUAACUUCUUGCUACUGCGCUUGUUUCUGUAGUUUUUUCGUAUGCAUAUUAAAAGAGCAACUCAUAA